Cucumis sativus (cucumber) is the source of this 333-nucleotide messenger RNA. Its product is annotated as putative receptor-like protein kinase At4g00960. Bases 1 to 333 code for a protein of 110 amino acids. The record is from RefSeq and is a predicted model, not a curated record. NCBI's taxonomy places the organism in Eukaryota, Viridiplantae, Streptophyta, Magnoliopsida, Cucurbitales, Cucurbitaceae. The transcript has a single exon.
AUGGAAGGGAAAGCCACGGCCAUCAUAGACCCAAUACUGGCUAGAACUUGCAUUGAUGAAAUCAUGAGAUGCAUCCAUCUAGAAUUACUGUGUGUUCAAGAAAAUGUAGAUAUCCGACCAACCAUGGAUUCAGUUGUUUUCAUGCUCAAUUGCAACUCCGUCACUCUACUUGUACCGUUGCAGCCUGGAUUUUUGCUGCAGAGCAAUACCUCAAACUUGCCACAGCAUCUUGAUGAUCACACAGAAGGACCACACCAUAGUCUAUCUGAGAGCUUUUAUGUUGAAGAAGAAUCGGGAAAUCAGUAUUCAGCUAUUGAUAUUCAAGCUUACUAG